Molecule: messenger RNA, 869 nt
Organism: Sturnus vulgaris (Common starling)
Lineage: Eukaryota; Metazoa; Chordata; Aves; Passeriformes; Sturnidae
Gene: KCNE3
Product: potassium voltage-gated channel subfamily E regulatory subunit 3
Biological process (GO): regulation of heart rate by cardiac conduction; potassium ion export across plasma membrane; membrane repolarization during action potential
Cellular component (GO): membrane; voltage-gated potassium channel complex
Molecular function (GO): voltage-gated potassium channel activity involved in ventricular cardiac muscle cell action potential repolarization; potassium channel regulator activity; delayed rectifier potassium channel activity
Source: RefSeq, a predicted model, not a curated record
CUGGCAGCGGCGCAGGGAGGGCACACGAGCCUGCGGAGGACAUGGACGAGAAGAACCGGACGGAGACCUGGCACGAAAGCCUGCAGGCAGUGCUGAAUGCCUUAAACCAGACCCUGCACGGGGCCAUCCCCUGUCCCGGCCAGGCCCCGGGCAGCGCGGCGGGGGCCACGCGCAGUGACCGCGCCGGCCACGCCGGCCGCAAUGACAACGCCUACAUGUACAUCCUGUUCGUCAUGACGCUCUUCGCAGCCACCGUGGGCAGCCUCAUCCUGGGCUACACCCGCUCCCGCAAGGUGGACAAGCGCAGCGACCCCUACCACGUCUACAUCAAGAACAGGGUCUCCAUGAUCUGAGCCCGGCCCGCGCCUUGUCCCCGGGGAGCCGCUGGGCUUGGGGUCACCUUGCUCUGCACACCCCGCUCGCUGUGGGGUGUGACAGUGCUGCUGGCCUCAAAGCUGCUGAGAACCCCCCAAAGCUGCUGAGAACCUCCCAAAGCUGCUGGGAACCCUCACCAUGGAGAAGCUCAGUCCUGGUGGAGCAGCACCGGGAUGUCCUGGCUGGCAGGAACUGGAAGAAUGUGACCUACAAGCAGGUCCUGUUCCUGCAGACCCACCUUGGCUGCACUGUGGGCAUGAGGAUGGAAGAGGCAGCUCUUUUCCCACCGUGGCCUGCAGGGGCUGGCAGGAGCUUUCAAGGAGAAUAUUUCCCUAUUUCCCUCCUCAGAUCAGCCAGCGUUGACCUCCCUGGGCUCCCAGCAGCUGUGACAGUGGUUAGCGGGUUUUUCUGGUGCCAAAACCCUGUAAUGUCUGAGCUGGGCUGGGCCCUGCUUUUCUGGCAGGGAAUUAAAGGAGGUGGUGGGUUCCAGGGGA